Branchiostoma belcheri (Belcher's lancelet) is the source of this 2290-nucleotide messenger RNA. Its product is annotated as galactose-3-O-sulfotransferase 3-like. NCBI's taxonomy places the organism in Eukaryota, Metazoa, Chordata, Leptocardii, Amphioxiformes, Branchiostomatidae. The transcript has 2 exons. Gene Ontology annotation, biological process: glycolipid biosynthetic process. Bases 1 to 1491 code for a protein of 496 amino acids. Gene Ontology annotation, cellular component: membrane. The record is from RefSeq and is a predicted model, not a curated record. Gene Ontology annotation, molecular function: galactosylceramide sulfotransferase activity.
AUGCUGAGGAGGGACAAGGAGCCUGGUGGCCCUCGGCGUAGUCUACAUCUUCAUAUACUCCUGCGAGGUACUACAGGGUCCAAGAAGGUAUUACAGUUCAAAUCUUCAUACUUUCCUUACAUAUCUGCCCCAAAAGACCACAACUCACAACCAAUACAUUUCGACGAAGAGUACAACACAUCUGAUACACUAUGGCCAAAGUGCACUCCAAAGAAACGGAUUGCAUUGUCUAAGAACCACAAGGUCGCCGGAGAUACUGUUAAGAACAUCUUGCACCGGUUUGGUUACGUUCACAACCUAACCUUCCUUCUGCCAAGACCGUUCAUGCCGAGUAGAGCUUACCCUAGAAACUUUUCUUCAGAAGUGUUCAUGCCCGUGCCGAACACCACCCCGGCGGACAUGUGGGUGUAUCACGCGGUGUAUGACGGCGACUGGCUCCGCGCACGCCUCCCACCCGACACCGUCCGCCUCACGAUCAUCAGGGAGCCUCUAGCGCACUUCAAGUCCGUUUGGAACUACUACAACAUACAGAGGAGGUUUAAAAUUCCAGGGAACGGUACAGACUCCAUCUUUGCUUUUCUGGAGAAUCCUCUGAAGUAUGACCAGCGGUGUGGGCACGGUCCGCACGCUCCACUAUGCCUCACGCUAAACUCCAUGGCGGUGGACCUCGGCUUUCCAAUAGACUCGAACAAGAAAGUCCUUCCCGGUGGAGACCACGAGGAGAAAGAACGAAUUACCAAAGAUUUUGUCGAAAAGAUCAGCCAAGAGUUCCCACUGGUCAUGCUCACCGAACAGUUCGAUCUUUCUUUGAUACUCCUAAGGAGGAAUAUGUGCUGGUCUCUUAAAGACAUUCUUUACUACAAAGUCAACAGUAGGCAGUAUGACUACAAGGAAGUGGACAUCAUAGGGAGUCACAAACAGGCUCACCGAGAAUGGAGUUACGUGGACUACGCUCUUUAUGACUUCUUCAAUAGAACGUUUUGGGAAAGGGUUUCGAAGGAAGGUGACAGCUUUUGGGACGAGGUGAAAUUCUUCAGGUACGUCAACGAGAAGAUGAGGGAACACUGUGAUGACAUUGUGUGGGGAAACGCAUGUUCUCGCCACGGCUCGAGUUUGGUAGUCUCUGACACAAGAUGGGGGCCAGGGUUCACCAUUGAUCGCGAAUUCUGCUUACUGGCAAAGCGGGGACUGGUGUGUCACUACUCCAUCCAGGCCGAGAGGAACGGGAGAAUGCUGAGCAUGGCACCACAUUCGGGUACUGAUACGUUACAGGCCAUUCGGAGGGACGCGGUGUACAGAGAACACUGUGUGUACUGUAGGACUCAGUGGUGCCACCCUCUCGACUAUCUAACGCACUUCUACAGGGAUGGCUACAUCAGCCGCACUGAGUACAUGUUAGCGAGAAGAAAGAACUUUCCUCGCUCGCUGAGGAAGUGUCGACUUCCGCCCAAAGUUCUGUCACCAUCCGAUAGAUACCUGCACUCUGUAUGAUCCCACCUGUCGUCUGUACCCAAAUUUGCGACUUAGCAAGAUCCGCGGCUUCUGUGACAUCAGGUUAUGUAGAUGGCACACGUGAUUCGGUGAGCAGUGAAUCAUAGGUUGCAGAAGUCUGUGGCGCCCCCCGUCUCUGUUGAGGAUGGCUGUGACUCUCUAAUGCCCUGAUGUAGAUGGCCUCUUUAAUACCUCGUUCAAAGAAGUCGAUUUCAGAAUGACUUCUAGAACUCUACCAACACAGGUGAACUUUCAAGAUAUACUAUAGGUUAGUAGUCAUGUUACAAUUUUUGUCCAUCCAACUAUCUGUUUAAUACUGUGAGUCAGCAUAUCGACAGAAAUGUUGUUUACAUAACCAAGUUCAAGGUAGCACUGGAUAUACGAUUUAUGAAUUGCAAUAAAAGUUAUAAAGUCUCCAAUCACCGUAUCUGGACCGUACAUUGAUAUCUCAAAUGUAUACAUUGUAGUCAAAAGGCAUUUGAUUGAAGCAUAUCUAGUACCAUGAAAAGAGAAGGGUAGAUAUGGAGAUUUGUCAGUUACGUGUAGCAAACAGUAGACCAGGUAAGUUCGUCAUGUAAAACCCUCUCAUGACCCACUCGUUCCCCUCACGUCCGUCACCAUGGAGACAGGAACCGGUUGGGUAGGAAAUGACGUCACGGGCCAAAUAUGCUCUCCAAGCAGAUGUUGGUGGAGAGGAUGCUUUCUAUCACAUGCCCCGUUUUCUGUUCCUACUCUCCACCAUGGCUACUGAAACCGGUGCAUAAGAUAAAAAGUUUAGAUAGAACAUUUCACAGAAUUA